CGCCGCCGCCCCGCCUUAAGCCCGCCCCGCCCGGGUUGAGGGGAGGAACCGGCCGGGCCUCCGAGCGCGGCCCUGCCACCCCCGGAGUCGCUGCCACUCUUCCCAGCGCUCCAGACUCGAGGCUGCCCCUCGCCUCUCAGGCCGACGCCAUGAAGAUCAAGGAUGCCAAGAAGCCGUCUUUCCCUUGGUUUGGCAUGGACAUUGGGGGAACUCUAGUAAAGCUCUCAUACUUUGAACCUAUCGAUAUCACAGCAGAGGAAGAACAAGAGGAAGUUGAGAGCCUAAAAAGUAUUCGGAAAUAUUUGACUUCUAAUGUGGCAUAUGGAUCCACUGGCAUUCGGGAUGUACACCUUGAACUGAAGGAUUUAACGCUUUUUGGGCGAAGAGGGAACUUGCACUUUAUCAGAUUUCCAACCCAGGACCUGCCUACUUUUAUCCAAAUGGGAAGAGAUAAGAACUUUUCAACAUUACACACGGUGCUAUGUGCUACAGGAGGUGGUGCUUACAAGUUUGAAAAAGAUUUUCGUACAAUUGGAAACCUCCACCUGCACAAACUGGAUGAACUUGACUGCCUUGUAAAGGGCUUGCUGUAUAUAGAUUCUGUCAGUUUCAAUGGCCAAGCAGAGUGCUAUUAUUUUGCUAAUGCCUCAGAACCUGAGCGAUGCCAAAAGAUGCCUUUUAACCUAGAUGAUCCCUAUCCACUGCUGGUAGUGAACAUUGGCUCAGGUGUCAGUAUUUUAGCAGUCCAUUCCAAAGACAACUAUAAGCGAGUGACUGGGACAAGCCUUGGAGGGGGUACCUUUCUGGGCUUAUGCAGUUUAUUGACUGGCUGUGAAAGUUUUGAAGAAGCUCUUGAAAUGGCAUCCAAAGGUGAUAGCACCCAAGCUGACAAGCUGGUCCGAGAUAUUUAUGGAGGAGACUAUGAAAGAUUUGGUCUGCCAGGUUGGGCUGUAGCAUCUAGUUUUGGGAAUAUGAUUUAUAAAGAGAAGCGAGAAUCUGUUAGUAAAGAAGAUCUGGCAAGAGCUACUUUAGUUACUAUCACCAACAACAUUGGUUCUGUGGCACGAAUGUGUGCUGUAAAUGAGAAAAUAAACAGAGUUGUCUUUGUUGGAAACUUUUUACGUGUAAAUACUCUUUCAAUGAAACUUUUGGCAUAUGCACUGGAUUAUUGGUCAAAAGGUCAGCUGAAAGCAUUGUUUCUAGAACAUGAGGGGUACUUUGGAGCAGUUGGUGCUCUUCUUGGGCUGCCAAAUUUCAGCUAAAGCAUCAGAAAUUUCUCUGCUAAUAAAUGUCAUAAAAGGAGCUAAAACUGGAGACAUUUAUCACUGCAUUGUUUAUCACUGGGAACCAAAGGAUAAAAAAGUAGCAUUCUUGUUUUCAAAUGUCAGGAUGGUAAGCUCAUGAAUAUUGUCACUAAAAAUGAGAGCUCUGUAACAUGAAGUAUUUCUCAUUGAAAUGUUUUUCCUUUUGUAUAUAGCCAGUGUUCAAUCUUAAAAUGUAGUCUAGCCUCUGAUUAUUGAGCUUUCUCUCAAAAAGAUUUUCUAUUUAUUUUAUGUAGCCAGCAUUGCAGUACUGUAUGCUCAAUCACAAAUCUUUAAAGUCCGAGAAAUGUUUUACAUAUGAAAAAUAAUUGAUUCUGAGUAUUUGCUACAAGUCUGUUUUAUGUGUGUUUUCGUUACUUGUGAGCAGAGAGUAAUAUACUCUAUCAAAAUUUAUUGUAAUGGCAAUCAAAAAUAAUCAUUUUAUGUGAUUUUAGAAAUGUUAAGGAGUUAAUUGUGGUUUUUCUAACAUACCCACUCAGAAAAGCAUGUUUAUAUGAUCUUUCCCCAGAAGUAUAACUUUCCUCAAAUGCCAUAACUUAAUUGAAUAUAAUUUAACUGAAAUACUGUUCAUAAAUAUUAGCCUGAAUUUUAAAAUCUCUGGAAAAUGCACAUAUUUGUUAACACUACACUUUCUGUAUUUUAUGAGUUGAUCAACAUGUGUUAAGAGGUUAAUAUUUUUAAAUUGCAGUAAUUAUUCUGGAGUUUGUUAUAAUGAGGUCUUUGGGCCUCAAAUGGAAUAUGGUUUGUGUGAAUUGACAUUUAUCUCAGGUCUAAACUUACACAUUGCUCCUUGUUAGUUAGAUCUGAACUAUGAAGGCUAAGGAUGUUGUUCUAUUAUGAACAGCAACAACAGAAUCACCUUUGUUCUAAAUGGAUGUUUUGAAAUUUUGUGGGAAUCUGAGGCGGUAUUACACAGUUACAAAAGGAUCAGUGUUUCAGAUAUUCUGGUAAUAAAAGCAUUAUAGUUCCAAAAUUUGUAAAUGCUUUUGCCUUGAAAUUUGUUCUCUAUUCUGAAUUCAUCUUUUAUAAUGUUAUAAAAAUGUUCAGGUUUUUACAUUGACAGUAACAUUUUGGAGGUCCAGUAGUUAGUGAAGUUGUUCAAGUCUGUUGCUUAUGGUUUAGGAAGUAAAUCGACUUGGGAAGAAACUCACCUCUAUAAAUUACCAGUAAAUGUAGAUGUACUUUGAAGAGCUUAAAAAUUGUUUACGUUUCAAAGGAAGUAUUAAUCACAUGUAGGCCCCAGUAUUGCUCAGUAAUGAGCAGUUUUCAGUGGACUAUAUCAAGAGGUGGACAUUUCUCUGUGUAAUUUUCUAGUUUUGUGGCCAAGUGUUUAAAAUUCAGUUUGCUUUACCUAGACAUAAACCUAUAAAUAAUAGGAUAGAAUAUUUAAGGGGAAAACGUCAUAACAGUAAUGUUUUAUAAUUUAUACUACUUGGAACUUUGUAUUCAGGUUACCCAGUAGCUAUUUUAUAAGCCUACAGUGACUUCACAUAUCUUGCGUUAAGAUUUCUAUGGCAGUGACUGGCUAUUGCAGCUGCAAUACUAUUGGUUCAUUUUAUUUUAAAUGUUUCUGAUUUGGGUAGUUGUACAGGUAAGAAUUUUGAAUGAUAGUAACUACAAGUUUUUUAUAUCUGUGGCAAACUUUAUAUGUUACCAGUAGGUUUAGGGCAGUCUUUAAGAAAAAUAGAACAAAGAAUGUAAAUUAAUUUGAUCACUAUACUUUGGUUAAUAUGGAUCUGUGAUUCAUGUUUUAGCCUUUGAAACUGAAAUUACCUGCUGAAAUGCAUGUAAAAGUGAACAACCAUCUCCCCACUAUUGCUCUUAGCUUUUUCUAUACAUAAUAUAAAAUUAUUGGAUUAAUUUGUAAGGAUGUAGAAUUGUGAAGGCCAGGAUUCUAACUUUUUUAAAUUUUGAUCUCAAGAAAUUCCCUCAAAUAGUACUGUGAUUAAAUAGGUUUGGUUCUAAAGUCAGUCAGCAUGUCUCAAAGGUCUCUAUCAGUGGUGGCAAACCUAUGGCAUGGGUGCCAAAGUGGACUGCUUAUAUCAUUGAAAGCUCUAACAGAUUCACCAUCACUGGUCUAUGUUCUUAAGCAGCGCCAUCUUAGCAGAAAUGAUAUGUAAAUUUUACAUUUUCUAGUAAAUUUUAUAUUAACUAGUAAAUGUAUUAAAAAAGUAACAAGCAGGUGAAGAUUGUUUUUAUUAUAUAUUUUAAUUCAACGUAUCCAGUAUGUUAUUUAAACUUGUAAUCAACACAAAAAAUUAUUUGGGAGGUAUUUUACCUUUGUUUUUAAACCUUAGUCUUCAAAACUAGUUUAUAUUUUACAUUUACAGUAUAUCUCAAUUUGGACUGGUCACAUUUGAAAUGCUCAGCCACGUACAAGUAAUGGCUGCUGUUUUGGAUAGUGCAUUUCUAGAACUGCCUCUUAAAAGUGAAGGCCAUCCUGUGUUCAUAAAAACUUUCUGAAUGUGGACUUUUUAAAAUUAAAAAAAAGGGCCGGGGAUCUAGCUUGCAAGUGGAAGGACCCGAGUUCGAUCCCCGGUACCAAAAAAAAAAAAAGUAAAAUUAACAAAAAAAUGGGAGCCUGAUUUUGUAAA
Heterocephalus glaber (naked mole-rat) is the source of this 3916-nucleotide messenger RNA. It is a transcript of the gene Pank3, whose product is annotated as pantothenate kinase 3. Gene Ontology annotation, cellular component: cytosol; nucleus. Gene Ontology annotation, molecular function: pantothenate kinase activity; ATP binding. Gene Ontology annotation, biological process: coenzyme A biosynthetic process. NCBI's taxonomy places the organism in Eukaryota, Metazoa, Chordata, Mammalia, Rodentia, Bathyergidae. The record is from RefSeq and is a predicted model, not a curated record.